Messenger RNA from Linum trigynum, 3759 nucleotides. NCBI's taxonomy places the organism in Eukaryota, Viridiplantae, Streptophyta, Magnoliopsida, Malpighiales, Linaceae. The record is from the annotation of a GenBank genome assembly.
UAACACCAAACUUCCCCAUACAAAAAAAAAAAAAAAAAAAACCAUCUCGAUCAUUGGUGCGAAAUAGGGUAUUUAACCGCCGGACUGUCUGCAAUUGGUUUUGGUUCAUUUAUGACUAACAACAACAAACAAACUGCUGUGUUAAUUAAUAUAUAUUCAAAUUAAUUAACCAUAAAAAGGGUGAUAGCUGAACUAAUUGGAAAUUAAGCUAAUUGAAAAAUGAAUCCCUGUCGACCAUUUUCCACCUUCCUGUCCAUUUGGCGCGUAUCCAAACCAACCAACCCAAACGCGCGCACUCUCUCUCUCUCUCUCACGCUCUGCUCACUUGGCCAAACAAAAAAAUUGGAAAAAGAAAAGAGAGGAAAAUGGGAAACGAAAAAUCAAAACCAUCGCUUUGGCUUUCAAAACUGACACAGAGAGGUAGAACUUAGAAGAGAAGAGAGAGUAAGGAGAGAGAGACAGAGAGAGAAAGUAGUGAGAGAGAGGGGAAAAAGGGCAAAACACCAAAAUCCCAACAAACAGUGCACCUCUCGCGUUUGCGUUCGUAGUGUGAAGAAGAGAAAAUAAAUCAGUGUGUACUGUAUGUAGAGAGAGAGAGAGAGAGAGAGAGAGAGGGAGGGAGAAGGAGUUGUUUUUCCUAGUUUUUACUGCGUCGAAGCUUUCUCUCACUACUUUCUCUGUCUAGAAGUGGAAGGGGGGGGGGGGGGGGGGAGAAGGGAGGAAGGAGAAGAAGAAGAAGAGGAGAGGGCCAUUUGACCGGGGUCGCGGGUUCGACGGCCGUACAGUCUCUCAAUGCUCCGCGGGGCUCCGCGAAUUCCGGGUCCGUCGAGCAUGGAGCGGUACGGACGGGGCCAGGAAGGGACGCAGGCGGAUCCGUCGCCGGAAUGGUCGGCACCGGGGCCGGAAACUGGGCUUGAAGAGGGACUGUGGCAGUUGGGAUUGGGUGGAGAAGGCGAUGCCGGGUACCCGGAAAGACCCGACGAGGCCGAUUGUAUCUACUACUUGAGGACAGGGUUUUGCGGGUACGGAGCGAGGUGUCGGUUCAACCACCCCCGUGACCGAGCUGCGGUACUGGGAGCUGCUAGGGCUGGUGGAGGGGAGUUCCCUGAACGAGUGGGCCAGCCUUUGUGUCAGUAUUAUAUGAGGACUGGAAGUUGUAAAUUUGGUGCUUCUUGCAAAUACCACCACCCAAAGCAAGCAAUUGGUUCAGCUGCUCCUGUGCCUCUAAAUUAUUAUGGUUACCCUUUACGUCCGGGCGAGAAAGAAUGUACAUACUAUAUAAAGACAGGGCAGUGCAAGUUUGGUGCUACAUGUAAAUUCCAUCACCCACAGCCAGCCAAUGUACAAGUUCAACGGCAGUCAUUGCCAUCACAGGUAGCACCUGUGGCUACUCCAUUAGCUGCUCCUGCAUUAUAUCCACCCAUGCAGUCUCCAUCAGUUCCCUCAUCCCAACAAUACGGGGUAUUAGUUGCAAGGCCUCCUUUGUUGCAAAGCACAUAUACACAAGGACCUUAUGGUCCCAUGCUUCUGUCUCCAGGUGUAGUUUCCUACCCAAGCUGGAGCCCUUACCCGGGUCACGUAAGUCCAGCAGCAUCUCCUGGCAGUCAGUCUGCACUUGGUUCGAGUUCUGUGUAUGGAAUAACUCAAUUGUCGCCAUCGGCACCUGCCUAUAUCGGGGCUUAUUCACCUAUGCCUUCUUCAAUUGGGCCUUCAAGUAGUAGCCAAAAGGAACAGUCUUUUCCUGAGAGACCGGGUCAACCAGAGUGUCAAUAUUACAUGAAAACCGGUGAUUGUAAAUUUGGAUCGUCAUGUAGAUACCAUCACCCGCCUGAAUUCAGUGCACCAAAACCGAAUGUCGCUCUUAGUCCAUUGGGUCUCCCCAUGCGCCCAGGGGCCCCUCUUUGCACUCACUACACGCAGCGUGGGCAAUGCAAGUUCGGUCCAGCAUGCAGAUUCGAUCAUCCAAUGGGAAUAAGUUACAGCCCAUCUGCAUCAUCCUUGGCCGAUAUGCCCGUUGCACCAUACCCCGUGGGCUCUUCAAUCGGCACUCUAGCUCCAUCCUCUUCAUCCUCAGAGCUACGCCUUGAACCGACAGGAGGAUCUAGCAAGGACUCCUCCAGUUCCACGAGGAUGACAUCAUCAUCAGUUAACACCUACAGUGGGUUCAUAGGCUCAACUUAUUCAAGUACUCAUCAACCUUCUUCUGGUUCUUUAACUGGCAGCAGCAGCAGUGGCGGUGACAGCAAUGCACAUGCCUCGAGCUAAUUGAAAGGUUCUUGCAUCCUCUGUUCAUUCUACCUCGAUCACCAUUCAUGAAAGCCACAAUCUUCUCUUUUUUCUUUCACCCCAUGCUAGCUGUCAACUAGGAAGCAAAAGGUUCUCAUAACUUAUAUCAUCCCUCAUAUGGCCAUCUAUCUUUCCCCCCCUCAUCUUUUGAAUAAACUAUGGGCAAGGCUUAGUGAACUGCCCUAAUAUAGCCUUGUUUGCCCCACCCCUUUUUUUGUUUGAAUAAUAACCAUGAGAGGUUACUUGCAGUUCUCUUGCCUCUCUCCCUCUCCCUCUCUUUAGACAGAAGUUGAGUCCCAAGGGAAGUUGGGGAGAGAGAGUUGGUUUGGACUUUGGAGAAUUGUGGCAUAUUGUAUGUUCUCUUCUUUGUUUUCAAAGACGAAAGAAGAAUGAGAGCAGCUCAAGAUUCUUCCUUUCACUUCAGCCUGAUGGCUUCCAAUUGGUGCAGUGAAAAGGAAAGAAGGAAUUGGAAGGGGUUUUCUUGUUCAACCCCCCAGUUUUUUGGUGCAGGGGUUUUAGUGUGAAGAAAUACCUGAACAGAUUUGUGGAAAAAGAUGGGAGGCACAAUCUCAAUGUUCUCUUUACCUUUUUCAUUUUUCCAUCUUUUUCUCCUCCAAUGUGAUUAGAUGCAUAGUUUGUUCUUAUAUGUGUUGUUCCCACAAUCAACUCUCUCUCUCUCUGUCCCUAUCUUUCUGUGACAUUGUUAUUGAUGACUCCUGUUUAUGCAUAGUUUACAAUGUAUACCAAGAAUCUCUACCUUCUUUUGUUUGUAAUAAUGAGUUGAAAUUCCUCUCUCCAUAACUUUCUCUAUUUCUAACAUCUUCAUUUCCCAUUCAGAAGUAGGUGCAUUUCUUCCUGAAAGUGAAGUGCCCUUUUUUUCCCUACAAGCAGAAAUCCGUCUUUGCGAUGGUAAACUCCGGCCCCAUAGAUAUUCGGCCAAUUUUGGGAGCAUUUGAUUAGGGCAAGGAAACUAGGAAAUCAGUGUAUAUUUUGUUGGUUAAGUAGCCAUGUCUUCAUUACUAAUACUAAUGCCACAUGUUCAAUCCAGUUUCAAUUACCCAGUAACAACGAAGUCUUUGAAAGAAUAGCUUCUUGUUUUCUAUGGAAUCUUGUUACUAGGGAGCAAUGCUUUAGAAACCCUACAAUAUCGAUCGGACUGGAAUAUUAGAUCAUACAACAUUCCAAAUGAUAAACGGUUUAGCUAUACGAAGCGGUUGAACCAUGAUUCAAUAACGGUUUUAGUACAAAUACCAUACCACUAACUUUUUCGCCAUAACUUUCGGUACACUUUCACAAUCAUUGCUACAGAGUUGAUGGAACAACUAGUAGUGAAGUAAACAACAAAAGUGUCAUUCUUGAUAUGAUUCAUAUAAAAUCAAGCAUGGUAGUUGGAAAGGGUAUAUGUAGUAGUGUUAAUUAAUUUAUAUAUAUAUAUAUAUAUGUCUUCUUUCUUAAUUAAGGGUUUAAAAGAUG